GUCACUGGGCCUGUCGUUUAGGGUUGAGGUUAGAUUUGGAGGCCGUAAAUAAGUAAACCGAUUUGAUCCGGUUGUUAGACAUGCUCAGUAAUCUAGAGAUCAUUUAAAAUAAAAGUGAUCCUCCUCACAUCAAUAGCUGAAUACAGUUAUAAAUUCAAGGCUCAAUCAUUUGUGUAUCGACAAUAUGUCAAAAAGUGAAAAGCCAUGGUAGAACGACUGGGAAACAAGUAUCGUUAUAGUGUCGGCUGUGCCUUUACUUUGAAAACCCCUGUCAGCUGGCCGGUGUCGUUCGCGGCGCUUCCUGUCUUCCUACGGUGUAGCGUCGCGGCCACUCUGCCCCUUGCUAUGCGAGUACGAGACCCGCUGAACCUGUUACCCUCAUGACGAUGGGAGACGUUAUAUGCGAAGAAUUGGAGGAUCUAGUACACUUCUCGGUCCAUGAUUUGCCCGGUCGCGGAUAUGCCGUCAUGGAGGAGAUCCGACGGCAGGGGAAGCUGUGUGACGUGACGCUCAAGGUCGGGGAUCACAAGUUCAGCGCCCACCGGAUCGUCCUGGCGGCGUCCAUACCCUACUUCCACGCCAUGUUCACCAACGACAUGGUGGAGUGCAAACAGGACGAGAUCGUCAUGCAGGGCAUGGACCCCAGUGCACUAGAGUCUCUUAUAAACUUUGCAUACAACGGCCACGUGGCCAUCGACCAGCAGAACGUCCAGUGCCUGCUGAUCGGUGCCAGCUUCCUGCAGCUCCAGAACGUGAAGGACGCCUGCUGCUCCUUCCUCCAGGAGAGGCUUCACCCAAAGAACUGCCUGGGCGUGCGGCAGUUUGCCGAGACCAUGAUGUGCACGACGCUGUACGACUCGGCCAACUGCUUCGUCCACCAGCACUUUGCGGAGGUGUCACUGUCGGAGGAGUUCCUGAGCCUGCGGGGGGAGGAGCUGGUGGAGCUGGUGGGCUGCGAUGAGCUCAACAUCAAGGCGGAGGAGCAGGUGUUUGAGGCGGUCUUGGCCUGGGUCCGGCAUGACCCGAAGGAGCGGGAGGUGCUGCUGCCAGAGCUCCUGUCCAAGAUCCGCCUCCCGCUGUGCCGGCCGCAGUUCCUAGCGGACCGCGUCCAGCAGGAGGAGCUGGUGCGCUGCUGUCAUAAAUGUCGAGACCUGGUGGACGAAGCCAAAGACUUUCAUCUCAUGCCCGACCGCCGGCCCCACCUGCCGGCCUUCAAGACGCGCCCGCGCUGCUGCACCUCCAUCACGGGCCUCAUCUACGCCGUGGGAGGCCUCAACAGCUCUGGGGACUCGUUAAACAUUGCGGAGGUCUUUGACCCUAUCGGAAACUUUUGGGAGCGAUGCCAGCCAAUGAAAACGUCACGGAGCAGGGUGGGCGUGACUGUUGUCAACGGGCUGCUGUACGCCAUUGGGGGAUUUGAUGGCCAAUCGCGGCUCAGCACGGUGGAGGUCUAUAACCCGGAGACGGACACAUGGGCGCGGGUUUCCAGUAUGAACAGCCAGCGCAGCGCCAUGGGAACCGUGGUGAUUGACGGCCACAUCUACGUGUGUGGAGGCUACGACGGCAAGUCUUCUCUGAACUCAGUGGAGUGCUACUCCCCAGAAACAGACCGGUGGACGGUCGUCACGGAGAUGAGUGCUUGUCGGAGCGCGGCGGGCGUCACCGUGUUCGACGGGAGGAUAUUCGUGUCGGGCGGCCAUGACGGGCUGCAGAUCUUUAACACGGUGGAGUUCUACAACCACCACACGGAUCGCUGGCACCCGGUGUCGGCCAUGAUCAACAAGCGCUGUCGCCACGGCGCCGCCGCCCUGGGCAGCCACAUGUACGUCGCCGGCGGUUACGACGGCUCGGGCUUCCUCAGCGGGGCGGAGGUGUACAGCGCGGCCGCCGGCCAGUGGAGCCACCUGGUGGCCAUGAACACGCGGCGCAGCCGGGUGUCGCUGGUGGCCACGUGCGGCCGCCUGUACGCCGUGGGCGGAUACGACGGCCAGUCCAACCUGAACUCUGUGGAGACGUUUAACGCAGACACCAACCACUGGGCCUUCCUGGCGCCCAUGGCGUGGCACGAGGGGGGAGUCGGCGUGGGAUGCGUGCCGCUUCACCCUGCCUAGCUCCGCCCCCCUCCAAUCCCUUACUCCUCCUCCGUCUCCAACGACGACUAGACCUCCCAACUUCUCCUCCCCCCCU
Molecule: messenger RNA, 2187 nt
Organism: Gadus chalcogrammus (walleye pollock)
Lineage: Eukaryota; Metazoa; Chordata; Actinopteri; Gadiformes; Gadidae
Product: kelch-like protein 18
Exons: 10
Coding region: 381-2111 (576 amino acids)
Molecular function (GO): protein binding
Source: RefSeq, a predicted model, not a curated record